ACGUCCAAUGUCCAUCAAUCAUAUCAGAAAAAGUUAGUAGGUACCUAGGUAACGUGAUUUUUGCAAGUUUUCGUAAAACAAUCUUUUAAAUAAUGGCUGCGAUAAGUUUGUUGAAUCCUAAAGCUGAAUUUGCUAGAGCUGCCCAAGCUUUAGUUGUAAAUAUUUCAGCAGCAAAAGGUAUCCAAGAUGUAAUGAAAACUAACCUCGGUCCCAAAGGUACAUUAAAAAUGUUAGUGUCAGGCGCUGGCGAUAUUAAAAUUACUAAAGAUGGUAACGUGCUUCUUCAUGAGAUGCAAAUUCAGCACCCAACUGCUUCCCUUAUCGCUAGAGCUUCAACUGCUCAAGAUGAUUCCACCGGCGAUGGUACCACGUCUACCGUCCUGCUGAUAGGAGAGCUGCUUAAACAAGCCGAUAUUUAUAUUAGUGAAGGCUUACACCCUAGAAUCAUUACUGAGGGCUAUGAUUUAGCUCGCAACAAAGCCUUGGAAGUUCUUGAAAGUAUGAAAAUACCCAUUGAGAUCAAAAGAGAAAACUUAAUUGAUAUUGCUCGUACUUCUCUGAAGACCAAGGUACACCCGAAUCUCGCCGAAGUGCUAACUGACGCUUGCGUUGACGCGAUCCUCGCGAUACGUAGACCCGAUCAACAUGUUGACUUGCACAUGGUAGAGCUGAUGGAGAUGCAACAUAAAACUGCCACUGAAACAACUUUGAUUAAGGGCCUGGUCAUGGACCAUGGAGCGCGUCACCCCGACAUGCCAAAACGUGUGGAAAACGCAUACAUUCUUACUUGCAAUGUUUCACUCGAGUACGAAAAGACUGAAGUGAACUCUGGAUUCUUCUACAAGUCUGCUGAGGACAGGGAGAAGUUGGUGGCGGCUGAACGUGAUUUCAUCGACCAGAGAGUUAAAAAGAUUAUCGCACUAAAGAAGAAGCUUUGUGACGGCACCAACAAAUCAUUCGUUGUAAUCAACCAGAAGGGUAUUGAUCCUCUUUCCCUCGAUGCUUUCGCCAAAGAAGGCAUUAUCGGUCUCCGCAGAGCCAAGAGGCGUAACAUGGAACGUUUAGCUCUCGCAUGUGGCGGUUCUGCCAUGAAUUCCGUAGACGAUCUUACAGAAGAGUGCUUAGGAUACGCUGGACUCGUAUACGAACACAUUCUGGGUGAAGAAAAAUACACAUUCGUUGAAGACUGCAAGAACCCCGAAUCUGUAACUAUUCUCAUCAAAGGCCCCAACAAACACACUCUAACCCAAAUCAAAGACGCCAUCCGCGAUGGUCUCAGAGCUAUCAACAACGCAAUUGAAGACAAAUGCGUCGUCGCUGGAGCAGCUGCGUUCGAAAUUAAGACCAACCUGGAGUUGCAGAAGUACAAGGAUACAGUUAAAGGCAAAGCUCGUUUGGGCAUCCAAGCUUACGCGGAAGCUUUGCUCGUGAUUCCUAAAACGCUGGCAGUGAACUCUGGUUAUGACGCACAAGACACCAUAGUUAAACUGCAAGAGGAAGCUCGUUUGAGCCCUGACCCCAUUGGUUUGGACCUGAACAGCGGAGAAGCUAUCAAACCCACGGACAUGGGCAUUUACGACAACUAUAUUGUGAAGAAGCAAAUUCUUAACUCCUGUUCCGUUAUUGCUAGCAACCUCCUUCUAGUUGAUGAAAUCAUGAGGGCUGGUAUGAGUAGUCUUAAGGGUUAGUUUUAUUUCAUUAUUUCUUCGCAUAUUAAUCUUUAACAUUUAUUCUGUAUUACUUUAAUAUGAGAAACUUAAUUUUCUUUAAGUGCUAAAUAUAUGCAUUUAUUAUGUUUAAUAACUCAGCUAUUGUUUGCUUGUUAUUCUUAUGAUAAAACUACUGUGUUGUGGACAUAAAUUUUAACAAAACCAAAUUAAUUAAUGUCUUUCAUUGCUACUAAAUUGGGUUUAUGUGCCUGUUAUGGCACAAGUCCUUAAUACAUUCAGUCCACGAUAAGUAGCUGACCAUUAUUUGGCACAUUAGCUUACAUAUUGUAAUGAGUAUUUCUAAUUAAAUUGCUUUUAAAACUA
Molecule: messenger RNA, 2033 nt
Organism: Colias croceus (clouded yellow)
Lineage: Eukaryota; Metazoa; Arthropoda; Insecta; Lepidoptera; Pieridae
Gene: CCT6
Product: T-complex protein 1 subunit zeta
Exons: 6
Coding region: 93-1688 (531 amino acids)
Biological process (GO): protein folding
Cellular component (GO): chaperonin-containing T-complex
Molecular function (GO): ATP hydrolysis activity; ATP-dependent protein folding chaperone; ATP binding
Source: RefSeq, a predicted model, not a curated record